GUAUUGUGCGUUUGCUAACCUGCAUUUUUCCCGCAACAGGUUCUGUCCUCUUCGGUCCAGCCACAGCGAUUGUCGCAAAGUACUGGAUGACACGUUUGGUGUUGACGGUCUUUCCUGCGCCGGAUUCUCCGCUGUAGUGUGAAAACGUAAAUUGCCCGAAAAUAAAUGGGCCGAGCUGGAAUCGGUUCAGCACAGAGAUCAUGCCAUGCGUCUGCUGGACGAGCUGGACAUCAUCGGCAGAGAGCGACUUUUAAAGUCGCCAGAGCUCUUCUGUAUAUGGCACAAGGGAUGUUUGGUGAGUGUAGCUCAGAGAUGGAGGUCCAGCACUGGAUGAGAUAUAACAUCUUUCUACUGUUGGAUGUUGGAGCUUUCACUGCUCUGGAAAUAGAGAAACCUGCGAUCUCUCUGGCCGACAGCACUGACCUCAGGAUCACAGGUUCUCCUCUUUAAAACCAUGAGCCCAUCUCAGUCAUGCUUUUUGGGAUGGUGACCAAGUUCUGCAGCGGUCAUGCCCCUCAUUUCCCAAUGAAGAAAGUUCUGCUGCUGCUUGGAAGACCAUCCUGGUGUUGAAUAGUUUUGGAGAGGUGAACAUUUGGGCACCCGAGGUGGAUAAAUUACCCCAAUGGGAAGAUGGGACUAAAUUUGUUGACCUGCACUGGUCGUCCUAUGCUUAAACUCAGACUUCUCACAGGAAAAUUGUUUAUCAAUUGAGAUAUGGUAGCAGUUUGUUUACAGUACCAGCAGGCGCUCACCUUCCCAAUCUCACAGCUCUUGAUUCUCAUCUUAUUGACCUGAGACUCAGAAAUGUCAGCACGUUCCUGAACCUCCUCCAGCUCAUUCUGCACCUUCCUGUAUCUAGACAGUCUGUAGAGGUGAAAGAGGUUAAAUCACUAUCCAGCAUUGUCGUUUGACUCAUCUGUUGUUACUGCUGUACAGAUGCGGGAGCAGCUGGGUUAGGUGUCUUGCUCAAGGACACCUCGACACUUGGUCAAGUGGAGCCGAAGAUUGAACCACCAACCUUCCAAUUUGAAGACAACCUACAUGAACCACUGAGCCACUGCCACCCCUAUGGAUUUGGAUUUUAGCCAUUAAAAUAAUAAAAUGUAUCAAAUAUAAUA
This is a messenger RNA of Paramisgurnus dabryanus, 1118 nucleotides long. NCBI's taxonomy places the organism in Eukaryota, Metazoa, Chordata, Actinopteri, Cypriniformes, Cobitidae. The record is from RefSeq and is a predicted model, not a curated record.